Messenger RNA from Loxodonta africana (African savanna elephant), 771 nucleotides. RefSeq names its product odorant-binding protein-like. NCBI's taxonomy places the organism in Eukaryota, Metazoa, Chordata, Mammalia, Proboscidea, Elephantidae. The record is from RefSeq and is a predicted model, not a curated record. The transcript has 8 exons. Bases 1 to 771 code for a protein of 256 amino acids. Gene Ontology annotation, molecular function: odorant binding; small molecule binding.
AUGUUCAGAAUCUCCCCGAUAGGAGACACAUUCUCAUCCUUUCCAGAAGAAGGCGUGGGAAACACCAACAAGAUGAAGAUUCUCCUGGUGGCUCUGGUUCUUGGUCUGGUUUGUGCUGACCAGGAACCCCACCUCGAGGAAGACUGUUCACAGAUUUCAGGAACAUGGCGCUGCAUUUAUUUAGGGUCCAGCAACAAGGAGGUGAUAAAAGAAGGAUUGGGGAACACCAACAAGAUGAAGGUUCUCCUGGUGACUCUGAUACUUGGCCUGGUUUAUGCUGACCCCUUGGAGGAGCCUCUCUUGGAUGAAUAUUGUUCAGAGAUUUCAGGAACAUGGUACACCAUUUAUGAAGCAUCUGCAAACAUAGAGGUGCUAAGUGAGAACAGUCCCUUGAGGGGUUAUUUACGUCUUAUCGAAUGCCUUCCUGAUGGAGAAACACUCUUGGUCAUAUUUUACACCAAGGAAAAUGGCACAUGCCAGCUCUACAACAAACAGGGGCAGAGAAUAGACAAAAACGGGUACACGACAAACUAUGAAGGCAAGGUUGACUUCAGCUUCAUUCAACAAGCAAAGGAUUUCCUACUGAUAUACGUAAUCAACAAGAAUGAAGAAGGGAAUGUCUUCAAAGUAGUUGGCGCCCUAGCCAGAGAAAAAGACAUCAGUGAAGAAAAUUAUCAGGCAUUCUUGGAGUUUGCUGUGGAAAACGGGAUCCCCAAAGAAAAUAUUGUCAAAGUCAUUGAUACAGACACGUGUCCUGAGACGCCCACUUAG